AGCUUGGUUUGGACCAUUCUUUGUGUUGACUGUGUACUGGCUCUUUGGCGUUUAUAUAUAUAGUAUAUUAUAUAACUCAAGGUCACAAAUAUAUGUGUUAUAUAUAAACUUCACUGCCUUAUGACAUGUAUACUGUAUAUGUAGGUAUCAAGUACUUACAACUCAAGCAGCUGAUUGGCAGGAGGAUGACUGUAGCUAGCACUAAUCACUGUAUAUCUGAGAGUAGAUAUAUAGCUGUAAGUGGUUAGACCUACUGGUACCAUGGAUAUAUAACAGUCUAUCUCAGUCCUAAGGGACCUCUCUGUCAACACUCAGGUCUCCUUUACAUUGGAUGUUGUGAAAAAGCUUGACCCCUCACUGGACAGCCAUGUGGUCAGAGAAAGCCUGCUGGGAGUUCAUUACUGGAUUGCGUGUCUCCUGUUCAACAAGGAUGCAGUAAUCUUCAUGGCUGUUCUUGACCAUUCACAACUGACCACUUACUAUACUGACCAGUGUCAUGAUCUGUUUAACAAGGGUGUGGUAAUCUGCAUGGUCAUGCAAUCUUGAACAGUGCAUGUUUUCUGUUCAGCUGUGUGUGGCCGACCUUGGCCACCCUUACUGACCAUCACAGAAUGAGCUCUCCAUGGGCUGUGCUAAGUUUUACAGAGAGUGACUUCACUCUGAGUUACCGGACAAAAGAUGACGAGGGACAGGAGAUCUACCUCAGUAUGCUGUCUGACUGGGACAUGGACGCGGCCUUCCAGAGCGCCUCCGACCCGUGUCUCCAGCUCAAGGUUGACCUCAAACCAUUUGAGGAAGGUUUGGAUGACUGGGAUAUCAUUGCCCCUGUGGAUGUGCCACAAUACAAAGUGUCUAACUUGGUGGAGAGAAACUCCAUCUUAGGGUCACUAACUGGGACUAUUUCCAACCAAGUGGGGAGGACAGUGUCACACAUGCAGCGUGUCAUGGGUCUGAGAAAUGAGGAUGAACAACGCUAUAGGCCGUCAAAAUCUCCAAUGACAGACAUGGAGUUUAGGAACUACUUGGACUCCAGUGGUCAUAUGAUAAAACCAGAGGAAUUCCGAAUCAGUAUCUACCAGGGAGGGGUGGAGCCAUCCCUGCGUAGAGUUGUGUGGCGUCACCUGUUGAACAUAUUCCCAAUUGGACUCUCUGGAAAAGAACGGUUUGAUUAUAUGAAACAUAAAGAGAAUGAGUACUACAAACUCCGGGACAAAUGGCGUAACCUCAUCAGUUCUGGGUCGAUUUCGGAGGACCUCCGUUAUAUAACAUCGAUGGUUAAGAAGGACGUCCUGAGGACAGAUAGGACACUUAAGUACUUUGCGGGAGGUGACGACAGUAAGAACCUAUUGUCCUUGUUCAACAUCUUAGUCACCUAUGCCAUCACACACCCGGAGGUGUCGUACUGUCAGGGUAUGAGCGACGUCGCGUCACCGCUACUCGUCAUCCAGAAGGAUGAGGCUCAGGCCUAUCUCUGCUUCUGUGGGAUCAUGGCCAGGAUGAAAUCAAACUUCAUGUUGAAUGAAAAUCCAAUGAGCCUUAAGUUCAAACAUUUAAGUGACAUUCUCCAACUGCAUGAUCCUGUUCUGUAUGCGUACUUGAAGGAGCACGAUGCAGGAGACUUAUUCUUCUGCUACCGAUGGUUACUGCUGGAACUGAAGCGUGAAUUCCCAUUUGAGGAUGCUCUGUAUAUGCUGGAGGUGAUGUGGAGCACGCUGCCACCUAUGUACCCAGAGAGUGAGCUCCCCUUGACAGAUCAGGACUAUUUUUUGUCUCUUUUAUCAACGUCACCCUGCUCGCCAUCUUUCUCGAAGAAACCAAGUAUUUAUGAGAAGUUUAGGAAUAUGAGACGAGUGAAAUCAUCCAAGGUUCAAACAGGGGAGGAAACUGAGGAUAAUUCUGUGAAUAAUAACACUGUUUUAGUUUCGAAGAAUGUGACAAACACUGGUAAGGCUUCUCCAUUUGAGGAAGAGAAGUCCAUUGUUGGGGCACAAGAUUUUCCUUCUAUGAAGGACUCGAUGGUUGUUGACGCCCAGGCGAAAUCUUCCUGUAUCGACAAGUCUCUGGAAACAGAGAUGGAGUCAAAAGUUAAAAAAUUACAUGAUCAUGUUAAAAACAUUCAAACUGAAGCACAAAUUUCAGAAGACACAGAAGCUGAAGUUCUGAAAGAACAGACAACAGAUGUUGCCUCUUGUGAUUCAGUUUUCAGUGUGUCGGAUUUAAGCAGUAGUGUUCAUGACGAGCGUCCAGCAGGCUCCUUUUACAAUGGGGACCUGACAAGUGAGACCCCCACAGACGGUACAGACAGUGAGGAGGUGGAAACCCUUUUCUCUAAGGACCAGGCUGUACCAGACGGUAGUAUAAACAAUGACCCCAACUUUUGCCGUGGCUCCUUGACAACAGAGUUUAAGUCAGAUGCCACGGACGAUGAAUUGUGCAAUGAUUACAUAGAUGAAGAUCAAGAUGACAGCGGACAUUCCCAGUUCUACCUCUCUCUGGAUUCUACAGAUGAGGGACAAACAGAGGGACAGACAUCUGUCGCCCCCGACAAUAAAACUGUCAAAAAAACAGGGGAACGACCCGGGUUUUUCCACAAUGUCAAAGAGUUGAUUUCAAUCCCAAAAAAGAGGCCUACUGAAAUUUCAGUUCCGAAGGUUGUGGCGGGUUUUAAGGCACCAGAUAUUGUACAGGACCCUCUGACAGUGCAAAACAGUAAUGCUGACCUCAAAGUAAAGGACAUGGGUAACUCUUCCCAAAAAUCUUUCCUUAGUAAUGGGUUAGUACAUGGUAAGAAGAUGUACCCAGGAAAGGCUGUUCUCUCUCCUGUGAGUGGGGCUCCAGUGACUAUCGGGGGCAAAGGUGUGUGCUCAAGUUCUCUCCCUUUGAAUGACUCUGGAAUGAGUUUGUCUGAUUGUGCCGAAGUAUCGGACGACAAUUCACUGGAGGUUAUAAAGCACAGUAUUGCAUCAAUCCGACUUCCCCCUCCAGAUGUGUUUGGAAAUGGCAACCCAUUCCUGAUGUUCGUGUGUGUUACACUGCUGAUGCAGCACAGGGAGGCAAUCUUACAGAAACAGCUAGAGUAUGACGAGAUCGCCAUGAUGUUUGACAGGAUGGUUAGGAAACAUAAUGUUCACAAGGUCCUGCACCAGGCCCGUAUCCUCUAUACAGACUACCUGCAGACGCAGAAAAAAAUCGAGGAGCAAGCUGAGGCGGACGACCAUGUGUUCAGUGUAUAAUGUUGUCAGUGUAUUUCAAUAAUUGUCGGUCAUAUUUGUGGACCAGAGUGCAAUCAUUUAAAGCUUUGAUGUAGCUUACAUCUGUAUGUUAGAUUCUUGACUUUGUUUGAUGAUAAGUUCAAAGAUUAUAGUGCAUAAACUGAAGCUGUUUUAGAUCCGUAAUUACAAUAGUUCAUUGACUGAUAUGUUUAUAGUGGGAAUUUUUUGUGGUCAAAAUCCAAUUUAUCCUAAAAUUAAAGUUGAAAAUUUAAAUUUCUAUCUACACUCUUACAUUUUUAUUACAAAGAGGAAACCCUAUCAACUCAAAAUAUUACUAUUAAAGCAGAAUCAAGGAACUAUUGCAUUAGACUAUUUCGUAACUGGAACUUAUUGGAUCUUUCUGUCUGAGUAAUUGGGGACCAGUGAUAUCUCCUGUCAGUGUUAAAUCUAAGUGAGGUCCAACAAACAACAAAUUGAGUUAGACGAUGAUAACAAAAUUAAACACAUUUUGGACAUUUAAAUUUGGCAGAUAAAAUUUGUUAGAUGGUGACAAAAAAUUUGAACAUUUGGCAGAUAAAAUUUUGUUAGAUGGUGACAAAAAUUUUGAACAUUUGGCAGAUAAAACUUGUGCUAAAUUGUCAGAGAUAAUUAGAAUAUGGUAUGUAAAGUGUUUUUGUUGUAUCCAACAUGAUAUGGCAAAUAUUUUCACCUUUUUUUUCUAGUCAUGAUAUUUGUAAUCCAUCACUAUUUUGUGGAAUUGAUGUUGAACUGUCAUGGUGACAGAAGUGGACACCAGUUAAUUACCGAGUUAAAGGAAUUAGACUUUGUACAACUAAACCUAUAAUUAAAACACCAAUUUUAAAUUUCUAAAUUGAGAUUAUAAUUAAAGUUCAUAUUGAAGGCUUCUAAAUCAUUGGCUGGUUUAGAAGCUUUAUGAUAAAUUACUCAUUUCAAAAGCCUUAUUUUUCUAGAAAUUAAAAAAAAACUGAAUAUACACGGUAGUAUGUUCAAAUUCAAGAGUGAUCUUGGUCAUAAUUUGAUAGUUCUCUUAUGGCGUCCUUAGUCAUGACAAGGUGCAAAAUUCUGGUAAAUACAUUAUAAAUUAUUUUUCAGUUGUAAAAAAGUGAACAUCGAAACUGUAAGCUGAUAAGGCACUGAACAUCUGGUCUGUCUUUGUUAACCCUUUCACCCCUAUGUUACUUUAAUAAACUCUACUAUACAUCGAUUUGGAUGGUUCCAUUAUGGUCUUCAGUGGUGAAAGGGUUAAAAAUCAGUUUUAUGACAAACUCUUUUGUUGUGCAAUUUCUUACAAAAAUCCAUUUUGAACUCCAGUUUUACAGACUCCCUUAUUAUGUUGGAAGUGGGUUUUUGUCACAUGAGAUUUGGUCAGUCUAUCAAAAUAAUCAUUAGUACAUACGUAAGUGUUCAUUGAGACAAAGCGUUUACUAUUGUUAUAAAGUGGUUACAUAGCUGAGAGUAGUCUCCCUUUGAUUCCUAGAGCUAUCAACACUGUCAAUAUGCAUUCUGAAACUAUAAAUGCUGUGAGUGUACAUUCCGUAUUUAAUUCCUGUUCUGAUUCCAGCUAAGAUGGUAUGGUGGAUGUUAUCAUCAGACACCUGUUCUGAUUCCAGCUUGCUAAGAUGGUAUGGUGGAUGUUAUCAUCAGACCCCUGUUCUGAUUCCAGCUUGCUAAGAUGGUAUGGUGGAUGUUAUCAUCAGACGCCUGUUCUGAUUCCAGCUUGCUAAGAUGGUAUGGUGGAUGUUAUCAUCAGACCCCUGUUCUGAUUCCAGCUUGCUAAGAUGAUAUGGUGGAUGUUAUCAUCAGACACCUGUUCUGUUUAUAUUGUCUCCAAUGUGACAUACCAACAUUUGACUGUACAAAAGAUAGAUAUGUAGCUUAAUAUGUGGCACAAGUUUAAUCUGCAUCUUUGAAAAACUGGCUAUGAAGAGUUCAGCUUAAAUGUUUGUAUAUAUAGAGAGAGGGCAUAGAUAUAUGUUUGUGCAGUUCUAUAUGUUUGUGCAGUUCUAUACCUGUACAGAAACAAAGCACUGGGGUUGUACUCUGAUAGGUGGAGAAGGUUUUUCAUCCCUAAAAUGUCAGAGAGCUGAUAAUUUAUGAUGACAAGCUUUGGUACUUGAUUUUGGUCAAAAAUGUUUUGUUUACAGCAAAAGAUUUCAGUUUCGAAAACAAAUCGAUUGUUUAGAAGGUGUCUUGUGAAACACUUACCUGGUAAUCUCUGACAUAUUUUGUAAUCAUACUUUAUCAUGGUAAUUUUUAAACAAGGCAACAGCGAAAGGUCGGUAUUUGAUAGAAGACACAGGGUUCAAAUAUAUUGGAUUCAUCAGAUGUAGAGUACCCCGGUAAUGAUAAUCGGUUUGUUUAUUACUGGAUGAAUGACUUUCAAGUUUUGCUCAAAUGAAUGACCUGCACCAGUUUUUCAGGUCACACAGGUCAAUUAUGUUCCAACAACUUUUUCUAAAGGUCUAUAAGGCAUAGAGAAGGCUGUAGCUUGCUAGGAUGACACUUUUUCUAAGGGUCUAUAAGGCCUAGAGAAGGCUGUAGCUUGCUAGGAUGACACUGCAGCCUUGAUUCUGAUUAAAUGAACUAAAUUACAUAAAAGGGAAUUUGAAUGAGUGUGUAUUGUCUCCCUGUUGAUGCUACUGUCAACCGAGGUCAAACUUUGUUUAUGAUAAAAGGUGACGUGUGUAUGGUCACCCUAAGGAUGUCAUUGUCAACUGAUGUUAUCGCCAUCCCAUGUUUACCAUUGAUAACAGGUAGUAAUCUUACAUAGAAACUGUAAUUAUGUAAUUUUACUAUGUAGGUAGUAAGUGUAAACAUGUUGUAACUCUUAUAUAGGUAGUAUGUUCUUUAGACCGCUCUGUAUAAUGGUGAUUUGGACUAGAAUAAAAAAUCACAACAUUUCUGUCAUGUGUAUAAUUGACCAUGGGUAAAUACUUUAAAUGCUGUCAUUUUUCUAAGUUGCAUUUAAAAAAUAAAUAUCAAGUACACAUUGUCAUAUUAGUAUGAGGGGAUGUUGACAUGAAGGUAUACAAUCUUAGAUGUGGAGAUGUAAACUAUCAAACAAGUGACACUGAGCAGGAGUGUGUACGGUUUGUAGGGCAUUAUCUGUCUUGAAGUCUUACUGAUAUAAAAAAAUAUAGGGUAUUGGGUAACUGUCUUAUAUAAAUGACUCGAUGAACUUAGGCUUGAUUACUAUGAAUAACUGGAACAUUGUACAGGGCAUGGAAUUUUCUCUAUGGAAAAACAAGACAGUGUGCACGUUAUAUGUGUAUUAUUUUGCAAAUAAUGAUGUAAUACUUUCAAGACUAAUUAAUGGAGAUUGUACAGUAUUAAAAUGUACUACGGCUUGCUCUAGAAACAUGGUCUACCCUGCAGUAGUUCUAAACAUGACAUUUUUCAGUGCCCCUAUGUCUAGUGUAACUCUAAAAACAAGACCUUUUUCAGUGCCACUUCGUCUAGUGUAACUCUAAAAACAUGACUUACCAUUAUAUAUAGUGUAGUUCUAGAAACAAAAUGACAUAGAAGUCAAGUAUAAUUCUGAAAACAUGACCUAUUAUAUAUAGUAUAGUUCUAGAAACAAAAUGACAUAGAAGUCAAGUAUAAUUCUGAAAACAUGACCUGUUAGUAUCUAUAUCCAUGAAAACAUGACCUACCCCCAUGCCGAGAUUAGCAAUGUCUUCUGAAAGCAGGUAAAAAAUCCAUAUCACUAAGUGUUUGGUGUUAUGUGGAGAAAUCUUUUAAAACAAUAAGUGUCAAAUAAAUAUUUUAAAUGAUUGUCAUACUUGUAAGCCUUCUCCUGUUGUAGAGAUGGGUUUUUUGCUGUGUGUACGGAAAAGUCUAAAUUUUAGUCGUGAUGUUGUCAUUGCUGUGGAGAGAAACCAACCGUGAUCGACCAUCACUGUAAUGUUCCUUGGCUUGGGUGAAGGCGCUUUGUUACCAAGUAAAUGUAAUGUAUGGCUAAGUGUACAAGACAUCAUCGCUACAAGAUAAUAAAAAGCUUAGCAUAUAAGUGACUUGUGAUAAGUUUAAUACUACAUUACUUUUGAGAAUGUGUAAAAUUCUAGAUGACAUUUUUGAUGUAAAAGAUGUUUUUCUUCCAAUGCCAGGUAAAAGUAGUGUGACCUAAGGGAGGUAAUUUAAACAUUUAUUUUAGAUUGGAAUUACAAGCAAAAGCACCUGUUUUUAAUGUCUUUAUAAAGAAGGGACUAUUUAAUUAUAUGAUUUAUAAAUAAUACUGAAUUAAUAUAUUCAUCAGAUGUCUAGGUAAUUUUAAAAAAAAAUCAAUAAGAACAUAUAUUUAUUUUUGUUCAGAUGUUUGCCCAGCAUUUUCUGUAUUUUCUCUACAUGGUUUAGACAUCUAGGUUCACUUGAGUGCCAAACAUAAACUUAUAAUACCGUUAUCUCGGAGAACUUUACAAUGGAGAAGUGAGUGUUGUUAGUAUUUUUUGCAAGAACUUUCACAUCAUAUGCAAUAUGUAUUUGUGUAUCAUGAAAUCCACUGUGAGGAAGGAUUCAGAGUAAAUAUUCCAAUUAUUUUAUUUUUUUGGCAUGUAUUGUCAAUAAAGUUUUCUGUUGUUGCGAA
Molecule: messenger RNA, 7815 nt
Organism: Mizuhopecten yessoensis (Yesso scallop)
Lineage: Eukaryota; Metazoa; Mollusca; Bivalvia; Pectinida; Pectinidae
Product: TBC1 domain family member 25-like
Exons: 4
Coding region: 612-3233 (873 amino acids)
Biological process (GO): activation of GTPase activity; regulation of autophagosome maturation
Cellular component (GO): autophagosome
Molecular function (GO): GTPase activator activity
Source: RefSeq, a predicted model, not a curated record